GUCUCUGCCUUUGUCUGGAGGGGACUCCUGGGUGGUCGUGGAACUGAGCUGCGUGCGCUGGGAGAGGGACCUGGAGAUCUCUGAAAGAAGAUGAAUUUGGCUGAGAUUUGUGACAAUGCAAAGAAAGGAAGAGAAUAUGCACUUCUUGGAAAUUAUGACUCAUCAAUGGUAUAUUACCAGGGGGUGAUACAGCAGAUUCAGAGACAUUGCCAGUCGGUCAGAGACCCUGCUAUCAAAGGCAAAUGGCAUCAGGUCCGGCAGGAAUUACUGGAAGAAUAUGAACAAGUCAAAAGUAUUGUCAGUACUUUGGAAAGUUUUAAAAUUGAGAAGCCACCAGAUUUCCCUGUGUCAUGUCAAGAUGAACCAUUUAGAGAUCCUGUGGUCUGGCCACCUCCUGUUCCUGCAGAACACAGAGCACCACCUCAAAUCAGGCGUCCUAAUCGAGAAGUAAGACCUUUGAGGAAAGAAAUGGCAGGAGUAGGAGCCCGGGGGCCUGUAGGCCGAGCACAUCCUAUAUCCAAGAGUGACAAACCUACGAGUAGAGACAAGGAUUAUAGACCAAGAGGGAGAGAUGACAAGGGAAGGAAAAAUAUGCAAGAUGGUGCAAGUGAUGGAGAAAUUCCAAAAUAUGAUGGUGCUGGAUAUGAUAAGGAUCUUGUGGAAGCCCUGGAGAGAGACAUUGUGUCCAGGAAUCCUAGCAUUCACUGGGACGACAUAGCAGAUCUGGAAGAGGCUAAGAAGUUGCUAAGGGAAGCUGUUGUUCUUCCAAUGUGGAUGCCUGAUUUUUUUAAAGGGAUCAGAAGGCCGUGGAAGGGUGUAUUGAUGGUUGGACCCCCAGGCACUGGUAAGACUAUGCUAGCUAAAGCUGUUGCCACUGAAUGUGGUACAACAUUCUUCAACGUCUCUUCUUCUACACUGACAUCCAAAUACCGAGGUGAAUCAGAAAAGUUAGUUCGUCUGCUGUUUGAAAUGGCUAGGUUUUAUGCCCCUACCACGAUCUUCAUUGAUGAAAUAGACUCUAUCUGUAGUCGAAGAGGAACCUCUGAUGAACAUGAGGCAAGUCGCAGAGUGAAGUCUGAGCUCCUCAUUCAGAUGGAUGGGGUUGGAGGAGCCUUAGAAAAUGAUGAUCCUUCCAAAAUGGUUAUGGUAUUGGCUGCCACUAAUUUCCCAUGGGACAUUGAUGAAGCUCUGCGAAGGCGAUUAGAAAAAAGGAUAUAUAUUCCUCUCCCAACAGCAAAAGGAAGAGCUGAACUUCUGAAGAUCAAUCUUCGUGAGGUCGAAUUGGAUCCUGAUAUUCAACUGGAAGAUAUAGCAGAGAAGAUUGAAGGCUAUUCUGGAGCGGACAUAACUAAUGUCUGCAGGGAUGCUUCUUUAAUGGCAAUGAGGCGGCGCAUCAAUGGCUUAAGUCCAGAGGAGAUCCGGGCGCUUUCUAAGGAGGAACUCCAGAUGCCUGUUACCAAAGGAGACUUUGAGUUGGCUCUAAAGAAAAUCGCUAAGUCUGUCUCUGCUGCAGACUUGGAGAAGUAUGAAAAGUGGAUGGUUGAAUUUGGAUCUGCUUGAGUUUUUGUCAUCUCUUCCAUUUCUGGUAUUUUUGUUCAUAAAAUAUGGAAAAAUUCCUGAAUUUUUUUAAAAAACAGGUUUGCAAUUUUCAUUGGAGAGAUUUUCACUUAGGGGCCAAAAAGAAAGUACAACUACAAAGAUACUAAACGUAGUUGAGAAAUAUGAAGAGCUUAAAUAGAAAGCCUGGUCUCCUCUCUUCCCUGGCUUUGUGCUGAUAUUUUGUGUCCUCACGUGCUAAUAUUAUACACCCACAGCAGUGUAUCGGGGAUGCCAAGGAAAAUAGCAACUCCUAUUCCAGGAACUUGUUUACAGAAGAUUUAUAAUGAUCUCCUUUUCUCACUUGCAUUGGUUUAUUUUUGUUUUGUUUUUCAGUUUUUCUUGCUCUGUAAACAUGAGGGAUGUACACAACACACAUAUACACACUCUGGCUUCUAGCAGCAAUACUUAGUUUGUAUCAAAUUCAUGAAUUGUCAAUAAGAAGGAGAAGGACAAGGAAACAGGGAAUUUUCCAAUUAAACCUGUAGUAUACACCUCUGACCUACUGGUAGAGUCUAACAGAGGCUCUCAUGUGUUACUCUUCCCUCCCCCUAGUCUUUCCAUUAGGUAUUUGGUACUGCUACACUGAGAAAUACCCCAUGCUUGUAGUUUGUUCAGCACUUUGCAGGUUGUUUCUCUGGUCUCUAGUGAAUUUUGCUGGUGCUUAUAUUUUCACACUGGAAAGGUGAGAAGCAUAUUAUAUUAGAGGCGCUUCUUCAUUCUAGACUUCGAAGGUUGUUUUAACUUUUCAGAUUAUUUGUACUUUUCUUUCGGUAUGUUCAAGGACACAUAACUAUUAUCUUUUCUCAGCUUCAACUUUUCUAUUUGAUUUUUGUUGAAUUUGAUUUUUGUAUUUAGGAGAAACACUCUGGCAUUCUAAACAGGCCCAGAGUCUAUGGGUGAUGCAAAACAAACAAAAUCUUUAUGAUUUUCCAGGCAAGUCAACAUCAUACAUAAUGAAGGAUGUUUGCUUGAAAAAUUUUAAAAUCUUUUUUGUAAGUUAAAAACAUGUACCAACAGCAGGACUAAGAUAGAAAUGUGACAUACUCAUUCAACUCAGCAGGAAUUUCAUAAUAAAAAGGAUCAGGCAAAGGUAGAUGGCUAUCACAGCAGAGCAUUCUGCUGAUGGUGCUUUUUAGUUAAUGACAUUUAUUCUUUUUUAGGUUAUCAGACAAACUGUGCUAUAGUGGUCAAACUUUUAAAAAUCUAUAUUUGGUGAUCUUGUGAAUUCUCUAUUUGGGAUAGCACCCAGUGAUUGAAACUGCUAUGUGGGUUUAGUAGUGCACAUGUGUAUAUAUACAUGUGUACAUGCAUACAACAUAUAUUUAACAGACACCAAAAAACUCAGUCUCUUAAGACAUUUAAUUUUUUUCCUAGUAAGAGCUAUAAAUACUUUUUUUCCAGAUAAUGUAUUAGCUUAUUUAAAUAUAUAAUAUAUUACAUAUUAUAUAUAUAGAACUUCGCUAUGUAUCUAAUGAAUAUAAAUUGUCCUUUUAAC
Messenger RNA from Dipodomys ordii (Ord's kangaroo rat), 3094 nucleotides. It is a transcript of the gene Katnal1, whose product is annotated as katanin p60 subunit A-like 1. NCBI's taxonomy places the organism in Eukaryota, Metazoa, Chordata, Mammalia, Rodentia, Heteromyidae. The coding region runs from base 91 to 1560 and encodes 489 amino acids. Gene Ontology annotation, biological process: microtubule severing. The record is from RefSeq and is a predicted model, not a curated record. Gene Ontology annotation, cellular component: microtubule cytoskeleton; microtubule. Gene Ontology annotation, molecular function: microtubule severing ATPase activity; microtubule binding; ATP binding. The transcript has 11 exons.